CCUUCAGCAUACAUUUUCGCGCGUAAUAUCGAACAGGGGGCGAAUUACAUAACAUUUCACUUUUUGGGGUUACAAAACAGUAACAGUGAGACGAAAGCAUGCUCGGAAUUGCCGAAUUCUACAAAUCCUCUCCCAAAACCAUGCCGAAAACGAAGAGGGCCCCGACGGAAGUGGCAAGUGCCAUUGUGACGAAGAAACGAAUGACUAGAAGCUCAUUUGCUCCGUUGGACCAAAACAGGACAGGUAUCAACGUUAAAGUAGAGAAUGAAACAAAGAAGUCGGGUAGGGUUCGUUCUGUCAAAAAGGAAAAACGAGUGGACAUCAUGAAAAAGAAAGAAGAAUCUUUUGAGGAGGAGGACCAGUUGCUUGGCAACCAAGGAAGCGAUGAUGAAGAUUCCGAUUCUGACGAAUCUGUUGAUUAUGAGAAGAGGAGACUUCAGAAUAUCCAGGAGAACAAACGCUUCUUUGAAUCCUUGGGCAUUCUAAAGACUAAAAGCACACUGUCUACGCCAGCUCAGAAAAAGACAGCCGUCGUCAGAGGAUUGAAAAGUGAGAAGAAACCACCCGUAGUCAUACAAAGACGUGCUCCAUCUUUGCGAAUCCGAAGACUCGACCCAUCAGGGGCAUCACUACCGGACAUUCCGGAACAACCGAGUCUGAACUGGGUUGAAGGAAGUGAUUCCUACAGACAUGCAAGAAAACCCUCAGGACCUCUGGAGAUGAAACCGACAAACAGCGGCACAGAAGACAACGGGGAGCUUUCCUUCCCCCUCAUCGAAACCGUUUCACAACUCUCAAAAUCGACGUCGCCUUCGGAUCGAGUCGUUUCGAAGGACCUGCUGGCCCUGACCAAGACGCUACAGGGUCUGAAACUGGCUCCGGAGCACCUGGCCAAAGUGACCAAAGACAGAAUUUUCUCGGUUGCAGUCCAUCCGUCCGAGACCAAGGUCAUCGCCUGCGCUGGUGACAAGUGGGGACGGAUCGGAGUGUGGGAUGUGGAUUCCCACGAUGGUAAUGAUGGUGUGUACCUCUUUGAACCACACUCUCGGCCCGUCUCAUGUCUCCAGUUUGCCCCCAGCAAUCCGUCCAAACUCUACUCUUGCAGCUACGACGGCACCAUCCGAUGUGGCGACUUUCAGAAAGGCAAAUUCGAUGAGGUGUAUACCACGGACGUUAACGAGGACAUUUACUGCAGCCAUUUUGACUUUCUAAGUCCCGAUGGAUGCAAGCUGCUAGUGAGUCAGAACUACUGCCGGCAGGGACACGUUCAAAUAAAUGACUCCAGGCUUCGUUGCCUCACCUCUCAAGAGGGUUACUUUCUUCAAACCCGGUCGAUCAAGACGGUGCACGUUAAUCCAGCCAACUCGAAUCACUUUAUCACUGCUGCUUCCGAUGGGACUGUUGCAUUAUGGGAUCUUCGGAACCUCAAGCAGAAAGGCCUGUGCAAGAACAUCUCUUCCAUUUCGUUCCAUCGCUCUACGUCGUCUGCUUAUUUCUCCCCUGUAACGGGACGUAAGAUCAUCGCAACGUCGUUGGACGACAAAAUCAGAUUUCUGACCGUGGCUGAGAGUGGUAAGAUGGAAGUCCAAACAUCUAUAAGUCAUGAUAAUCACACAGGACGCUGGUUGUCUAAUUUCCGCUCUGUGUGGUACCCUGGACGGGAAGAUGCAGUGAUCAUCGGAAGUAUGUUGAGACCACGAAGGAUCCAAGUGUAUGGAGAGGGAGGAACGUUGCUGCACACGUUGAUGGACGAGGAAUCUCUUGGGUCGGUCUGCUCCAUCAACGCCUGUCACCCAACGAGGGACAUCAUUGUCGGGGGAAACUCCAGCGGAAAACUUCAUGUCUUCAUGUAACAAAAAAAAAAAAAAAAAAAGACCCAAUGUUUUGGGGUGUUUUGUUGUUUUUUAGACAAAAGAGAAGAGAGAAUUGCUUCACGUCUUCAAGUAAAGGACCAAAGAAGAAAAGACCCAAUGUGUUGGGUGUUUUGUGUUUUUUAGACAACCGAGAAGAGGGAAUAGAAUUUCCAGCUGAAAACUUCAUAUCUUCCGGUAAAGGACCGAAGAAGAAAAUACCCAAUAUUUUGGCGAUGUUUUUUUUAGACCAAAGAGAACGUGAUGUCUUGAAAUUAAUACCAAAGAUUCAUUUUUUGUUUGAAAGUUGUAAAUGCAAGAGAACUUGUUUGGUUCAGAGCUGUGUGUGGCAUUUGGUGCUCGAUAUUUGGGGCAUGGUGGUAACCCCCCCCCCCCCCCUAUUGUGUUUAAUUGGUGAAGUUCGCGCAAUGAUUAUCAAGGGGUUGUUUAGUGACCUACGUAGGUAAUGCGCACAUAAGUUGAAGUCAACGGCAGCGGAACACUUUUAAAAGUGUGGGGGGGGGGGUUUCCUAUGUCAGUCAGAGUAUGUGUUUUUCAAACAUCAUG
This is a messenger RNA of Asterias rubens (European starfish), 2417 nucleotides long. Its product is annotated as WD repeat-containing protein 76-like. Gene Ontology annotation, molecular function: DNA binding; protein binding. The transcript has 13 exons. Gene Ontology annotation, cellular component: nucleus. The coding region runs from base 99 to 1853 and encodes 584 amino acids. Gene Ontology annotation, biological process: regulation of DNA damage checkpoint. The record is from RefSeq and is a predicted model, not a curated record. Lineage: Eukaryota; Metazoa; Echinodermata; Asteroidea; Forcipulatida; Asteriidae.